UGAAGGCAAUUCCUCUCUCCAGUUCUUCCUUCAGUGUCUCUCCUCCAGAAGACUCCCUCCUCUCCAGUCAGCUGCCACGCUACAGGUUUCUAUCCUGACAGAGCCGUGAUGUUCUGGAGGAAAGAUGGAGCAGAGAUUCAUGAAGGUGUGGACCACAGAGAGAUCCUCCCCAACAAUGAUGAAACCUUCCAGAUAACUGUUAAUCUCAACGUUUCAUCAGUCAGACCAGAAGACUGGAAAAAAUACGACUGUGUGUUUCAUCUCUCUGGUGUUGAGAACAACAUUGUAACCAAAUUGGAUAAAACAGUGAUCAGAACUAAUUGGCAUGAAAACAACAGGAUGGAACUCCUCUCCAUCAUUGUUGUUGUUGUUCCUGUUCUCAUCACCGUUGCUGCUGUUGGAUUUGUUGUUUACAAAAAGAAGAAAGAAAAGAAAUUGCACCUUGUAAGUAAAAUAUUUUACAAUUUUACUUUGAUCUAUGGAUUUAAAAAAGGUUGUGUUAAUAUUGCACAAGAGAGUCUUAUUAUAUACGUAUAA
Molecule: messenger RNA, 537 nt
Organism: Oreochromis aureus
Lineage: Eukaryota; Metazoa; Chordata; Actinopteri; Cichliformes; Cichlidae
Product: major histocompatibility complex class I-related gene protein-like
Exons: 3
Coding region: 109-537 (142 amino acids)
Source: RefSeq, a predicted model, not a curated record